AUGUCAGCUCAUCCGCCCAAUCCCAGCAGCGCGUCACAGCAGCAGCAGAAGCAGCAGAAACAAAAGCAGCCUCAUCAAAUCAUGCGGCCCGUCGUCUUCAUCCCCUUGUACAUCUACCCCUUUGACACGGCCUGGGAGCCUCUGGUCCGGUCGGCCGCCACGCACCCGUCGCUGACGUUCGUGACCGUCGUCAACCCCAACAACGGUCCAGGCCCCGACCCGCGGCCCGAUGCCAGCUACGUCGCCGCGCUGCAUCAGCUCAGCGCGCUGCCCAACGUGCAGCUGCUGGGCUACGUGCACGUGAGCUACUGCACGCGCAACCAGUCGGAGGUCGAGCGGGACAUGGACGUGUACCGUGCGUGGAACGACGACCUCGUCAGGGGGGGCGCUGCCACUGUCAAUGGAGAGGAGGCCGACGAGGAGGCCGAAGAGGCCAGCGGCAGCCUGCGCGUCGACGGCAUCUUCUUCGACGAGACGCCCUGGGACCCGAGCCACCAGGACUACAUGGCGCGGCUGACGCGGUACGCGCGCAACGCCUGGGAGCGGCCGGCGCCGGGCGGCGCCCCCGGCGGCGACGCCGUGCUGGCGCUCAACCCGGGCGUCGUCGUCGAGCCGCGCUGGUACGAGGACGCCGACUAUGUCGUCGUCUUUGAGCAGUCGGCUCAGCACUGGGACGACUACUUUGUCGGCGAGGGCCUGCCGCAGAUCCCGGACGCGCUGCGGCCCAAGUCGGUGGCCAUUGUGCACACGGUCAACAGCAGCAGCAGCAGCAGCGCCGACGGCAACGUGGACGACGAGGCGGAUGAGGCUUGCGCGCUGGCGAGGCGCAUAUGCCACCUCGGCCUCGGUGGCGCGUACCUGACGGAUGAGGUCGAUGGCGGGUACACGAGGUGGCCCGCCAUGUGGGAGGGCGAGCUCGAGAUGCUGGCCAGAGUCAAUGGCAGUAGCAGCAGCAGCAACAGUACGAACUCGAGCAACGGCACUGCGCACGAGCAGUAG
Molecule: messenger RNA, 999 nt
Organism: Verticillium nonalfalfae
Lineage: Eukaryota; Fungi; Ascomycota; Sordariomycetes; Glomerellales; Plectosphaerellaceae
Exons: 1
Coding region: 1-999 (332 amino acids)
Source: RefSeq, a predicted model, not a curated record